AUGUGUUCAGAGGGAACCGUCACCUGCGAUCGCCUCUCCUGCAACUGUACUGACCCUAAGGUGGAUCUGGCGUGCUGCCCCCAGUGUGACCCCCGUGCCUCCUGCUCCCACCAGACCCAGCCCAAUGUCACCUACCGCAGCAGCCAGCGUUGGAUAUACCAGUGUCAGACCUGUGAAUGCCUUUAUGGAGAAAUUGACUGCUGGCCUUUGGAAUGUCCACCUGUGCACUGCUCAUCACCGGAGAGGGUGCCUGGGGACUGCUGUGCCCGGUGCCCUGACGACCCCUGCAUGGCGCCAGACACCACCAACACCAGCCUCAGUACUGCCCUGAGGGAUGCCGCUCUCCCACAAGGCUGCCACUACCUGGGUGCUGUCUACCCUCCUGGUGCUGAGUGGGCAGCUCUGAAUGAUGAGUGUGUCACCUGCAAGUGUCAGAUGCCGUACUGCUGGGAGGGUGGAGGUCGGGGCGGUGCGGUCCGUGUACACCGGUAA
Messenger RNA from Portunus trituberculatus (swimming crab), 492 nucleotides. RefSeq names its product protein kinase C-binding protein NELL2-like. The transcript has 3 exons. The record is from RefSeq and is a predicted model, not a curated record. NCBI's taxonomy places the organism in Eukaryota, Metazoa, Arthropoda, Malacostraca, Decapoda, Portunidae. The coding region runs from base 1 to 492 and encodes 163 amino acids. Gene Ontology annotation, molecular function: protein binding.